AUGGCCUCUCACGUGCCCUUCCUCGCCGUGCGCCCGGACGAACAAUUCAGCGACGACGUCGUCAAGACCCGCGACUUCGCCUCCUCCUCCUCCUCCCUCCUCGACCGCAUCAACGCCGACGCGAACGCGAUGGACGCGCCAGCCCUACCUCGCCUGCCGCCUGCCACUCGACUACCAUCAUGGGUCAGAUUCCCCAUGGUCGUCGUCAUCAGCUUGACCUUGAGCGCGUUUCUGAAUACUCUCAUUGCCGACUUCACAGGCUAUGAGCUCGCGGCUGUGAGUCGUGAGGUCACGGAGCAAGGACAGAUUGCCGCGUUGAUGGGGUGGAAGCUGGUAGAGUUGGGCACGGCUUGGGCGGCGGGAUAUGAUUGGCGAGAUCUCUCCGCACUGGCCAUCUUGAGUAAUCUCCCCUUCUACUUCCUCUUAACAACCUUCUACGGCAUCGACUACUCCGCCGCCAUCAUCUCCCUCACUAUCGACGUCGCCACCAUCGGGAUCCCAUUUGCCCUCCUCCGCCCCUUGAUCCGCGCCCAUGCGCCUGGCUCUGCUCCCAACCAGCAAGUCGCUCAGGACCGCUCGGUAGGCGUCGCUGUCGGUCUCCUAGGAGCCAGUAUAUACGCCGUCGUCAUCUACGGUAGUCUCUACACCUGGCUUCCAGUCUACUUGAUCAUCAACUUCGACGGUUUGAGGAGUCUGGAUGGAGCGCAUAAUGCUAGCGUGCCUAUGCUGAUCGGAUCUUUCCUGCCGCUGGGCUGGGCGACGGUGCAAUUUCUUUUCACUCCCGUCAUUGGCUCGAAGGGGAACCCGGGUCUGACGGAUCCGGAGAUUUAUCCGGAAAAGGCGCCUUUCAACCCUGAGACGGCCACUUUGAUCGAUACGCUGGCUUUCAAUCUGGGGUAUUCGGACGGGUUUUCCAAGCGCGCCGAGGUGUUGGUGAAGAGGACGGCGGUGCUGGUUGCUUGUAGCGCGGCGAAUACCUUUACGAGGGUGUUGCUUACGGUUGACGGCAGUGAGCCGGUGGGUGCGGCGGGGUGGGCGAGCGUGUGGGCUGUGGCGGCGUUGUUGACGAGUGUCGCUUAUGGCUAUGUGGCGAAUGAAUAG
Messenger RNA from Recurvomyces mirabilis, 1101 nucleotides. RefSeq lists its product as uncharacterized. The transcript is spliced from 2 exons. The record is from RefSeq and is a predicted model, not a curated record. NCBI's taxonomy places the organism in Eukaryota, Fungi, Ascomycota, Dothideomycetes, Mycosphaerellales, Teratosphaeriaceae. The coding region runs from base 1 to 1101 and encodes 366 amino acids.